UGACACGGAAUAGGGAAUGCUCUUGUUUCGGGGUUCGUGAUGAAAGUGGACAAUACACGGGUCUUCACGGAAUCGUCUACAGUCUUACAACCACAUUUUAAGCAGUGUUGAUAAUGAUCCGAAUCCUGUGCAGAUAUCACCCGACUCCGAAUGUGGUCCAAUACUCUGCAUGGCGGUCUUGACGGUAAGUAGUGAUGGGAUUUAUACCAUUAAGGAGUUUUCUCUAUAACGGUCGUUAGGAACGCCGGGGACAAAAAAGGUGAUACUGGGCGCUGUAGACCUCGCGAAGUUUUUUUCCGAGUACGGCCUGUCUCGUCAGCGUUCCAGGCGUAAACGAAGGACCCCCUAACUUAAAACAAUAAGGAGAGUCAAGUAGGUACAAACCGCACAUGGAUUAAUUGUGUCCAUAUGUGCAUCUAAGCCGACAAAAUAUAGACUGUAACUUUCCGGCUAAACAUCCCUUUGCUUUGAAGCACGCUUCGCCGUUAUAGUGACCUCCAAGUACCACAAGACACGCGACAUAUUCAUUAUACCGGAACAUUAGACCGAACCUGCGAUAGAUACGUAUCGUGGAUGAGCGUACAUUAGCGCCUGAAUGUCCACCAAACAUGCGAAUUUUAGGUUUCCCAUGAAAUCUAUUUGGAAGAUCAAGCAGAGAAAAAGCAGCUGCACACGACUAAUGCUGGCUGUCGUUUCUCGUGUAGCAAGGAAAUCCGAAUUACCGUGUCUACACCAGCCCAAAGCUGGGCUUACCCAGCUCACUGUGCCUCGUCCCCCCGGGGCGAAAUACUCCGCGUUGCCGUGAGAUGUAUCCACAGUCAACAGGGUGAGGAUAUGAGGCAAAUGCAGGUCGAGAUUUGUGGCAUCCGCGGUUUCUGAGAAUGGGUGUCUCGUCAGCUUCUCAUCGCACUCGAAGGAAAUGGCCCCCGUUUUUCUAUACUCAGUUUUUCAAGGGUGAAAGCGCGCUCCAUCCUACUCUGAAGCGUGCCAAUACCACAGGUAAAUCGAGGCAGGAUCAGGCCACCGAGUCCACUGAUGAUGGGGUAUGAGGAAAUAGGCGACCGCACUGUUGCUCGAGAAAACGAUUUCCGAGACCAUCAGAAAGACCGGUAGCGAAAGCUACCAUAUCCCCCUUACCAAGUCGAAAUUAGAAACAUAAAGACCAGGGUCAGACCGGAAUCGUGUUCGAGAAGACGACGCGAGUUGAAAGCGCUCUGCAGUGACCCCCAGGGAACAACUGCAUGCGUCGUGCUUUCACUUUCGCUUCCCCAAUGUACGGGCCGUGCCACCGGUCGGGAAACAGAUUGUUGAGAAUGUCGCUCCGUCUUCGCAUCCCAAAACCGGCUGGCCUUCAGUCUCUCAUUCUCCUUGACUGGAGAGCGGUAUGAUGCGUUCCCCCUUUAUUUCGGGGGCACAGCGUGUGUUGUUGUUCCCCGUGAGCAUAUGGAGUUUCUUGGAACGUGAAACCGGGGCCUAACAGCUGCGGCGGACGGCUAUUCCCUCACUCACGCACCGAAAGAUUCCCCCGUCUUCUUUCCCUCUCCUUUCCAACGCGGGAAAGUCACAGUCUGCAUACUGGUUUGCCGUCUCAUUCCACUCGGUCCCACUGGGACCCGCCCUGCCGCUUUGCAUGCUCCUUUCCGAUUUCAUGUACCCUUGGGAGGCAAUUUUCCCACCGUUUACGCCUUUUUACGCCGAUUUGUAGGAUCUCUGGCCCUACAAAGGUUUUAGCGUUGGCUUCGUUUUACGUAUCACCCGGCGUCUGGAAGCUCUGCAGCCUUGCCAGGAAACUUCGGCCGGUCGUUGCGUUGUCACUGGGAUCGCGGCCUUGACCGCCACCAUUGUCUGUCUCGUCUUUUUUUCCCUGGAAAAAGUGCUUUCCUCCUGUCUGCCGCGCUUUGCGACUCUUCUGGACGACUUCGCAUGGCUACCGACUUGUUUGCGGGUCUCCCCGAAGUUCAGGAGUUUUGUGCAGCACCAGGGUUUCACAGACUCUGCCCCACUGCCCCUUCAUCGGGGCUGCCUCAUUCUCCAAAAAAGUAACCCGGAUGAUUCAUGCGUUUCCUUUGCUUUACUCGCCCGUUUCGCGUGCGUGCUUCUUGUGUCGUCGUGAAGCCGCUGGCUGCGAGUGUUUAUACACCCGGCGGAUGCGCGCGGAGUCCGUGGUUCUCCGCACGUGCGGUAUCGUCUGCGCGUCAUUAUACACUUUCUCCUUUAAUAUUCAAUUUUUUCUCGGCUAAGUUUCGGAUUUUCUGUGCCCUUCGUAUACUCGUUUCAUCUCCUUGCGGGUCUCCCCAUCCGUGGUUCUCCAGUCACCGCCAUGUCGUCUUUGUCGUCGUCCGCGGCGCUGUACUCGUCGGCGCCGCUGAAGCGGGUGGACCAGCUCCAGUUCGGCGUGUUUUCGUCGGAGCAGCUUCGCAAGAUGUCUGUGUGCGAAGUGACGACGUCCGAGCUGUACGAACACGGCAUGCCGAAGGCCAACGGCCUGAAUGACUUGCGUCUCGGCACGCUCGACUACCGCCAGCAGUGCCGGACCUGCAACAUGGACGUGAAGAACUGUCCGGGGCAUUUCGGCCACCUGAACCUCGUGAAGCCGGUCUACCACUACGGUUUCCUCGGCGCGGUUCUCCGCGUCCUGCGCUGUGUCUGCUACGCCUGCGGCAAGCUCCUCGUAGACCGACGUGACCCGAAGAUGCAACACAUCUUGAAGAUCCGCUCACCGUCUCGUCGGCUGAAGCACGUCCUCGACGCCUGCGCCGGCCGAAAAAGGUGCGAGGGUUACCUGCCGCUGCCCGCGGACGGCAUGCCUGUGCCGCUUGCAGAGGAGGGCGAGGGGGGCUGCGGCUGUGUCCAGCCGCGCUACUUUAAAGAGGGUCCAAACAUCAUGGUCCUCUUUCCGGAUAACCGCGAGGAAGGCGACGAGGAUGUCACCGAGGACAUCAGGCGCAUCUUCGCGGCGGAGGAGGCGUACGCGGUGCUCCGCCGCAUUUCUGAAGAGGACCUCAAGAUGAUGGGCUUCGACCCCGAGAGAGCGCACCCUGCGUCGUUCAUACUCUCCACCCUGCCCAUCCCGCCGCUCGCUGUGCGGCCUUCCGUGCAGUACGGCAGCGCGCGAAGCGAAGACGACUUGACGCUGAAGCUCGUCGACAUCGUCAAAACCAACUUGUCGCUCAAGAGACAGGGGGACAGCGUCCCCGGCGCCGUCCUCCAAGAAAUGGUCAUGCUUCUCCAGUACCACGUCACCACGCUUUUCGACAACGACAUUCCAGGCAUGCCUGUUGCCACCACCAGGGGAAAGAAACCGAUUAAGUCCAUUCGCGCCCGGCUAAAGGGCAAAGAAGGACGACUUCGUGGAAACCUCAUGGGAAAGCGUGUCGAUUUUUCGGCGCGUACUGUCAUCACGGGUGACCCCAUGCUUCCGAUCGACACUGUGGGCGUGCCCAAGAGCAUUGCCAUGACUCUUACCUAUCCCGAGUUCGUCACACCGCUCAACAUCGGCCAGCUGAGACAACUUGUGAAAACCGGCCCUUUUGACUGGCCGGGGGCGAAAUACGUCAUUCGAGAUGACGGCAGCAGAUUUGAUUUGCGCCACGCGAAGAAGGGCGGCGAAGUCGUCUUGGAGGUUGGCUACCGUGUCGAGCGCCACAUGCGGGAUGGAGACUUUGUGCUGUUCAAUCGACAGCCGUCGCUUCACAAAAUGUCGAUCAUGGGCCACCAGGUGAAGAUUCUUCCGUACUCGACCUUUCGUCUCAACCUGUCUGUCACGUCUCCCUACAACGCCGACUUCGAUGGAGAUGAAAUGAACUUGCACUUAGCGCAGAGCGAAGAAACGCGCGCCGAAAUCAAGCACUUGAUGAAGGUUCCGAAACAGAUCGUUUCGCCGCAGGGAAACAAGCCCGUCAUGGGGAUUGUGCAGGACUCGUUGUUGGCUGUAAGCAAGUUUACGCGUCGAGACACGUUCUUGACGAAGCCGAUGGUGUACAACCUUCUGCUCCAGAUUCCGUACUGGAGCGGCGUGGUCCCGCCUCCAGCAAUUCUGCACCCCGUGCCGCUGUGGACUGGCAAGCAGUUGUUUUCUCUGCUGCUGUUCUUCGACUCGUCUGUGUCGGGCGGGAACACGAAAACGCGCAUCAACAUGCAGCGCGAUGUGGGUGCGGGUUUGGUGGACCGGAAGAAAGAGAACUUGUUUUUGAGUGAACGCGACGAGCGCGUGAUCAUUCGCCAGGGCGAGUUGCUCGCGGGGAAGAUCUGCAAAAAGAUCGUCGGCUCGGCCAGCGGCUCUCUCAUCCACCUACUCUGGCUCGAGGCGGGCCCUGAGAGGACGAAGGACUUCCUCUCGACGCUCCAGAAGCUGACCAACUACUGGCUGCUUCAUCAAGGCUUCACCGUGGGGUGCAAAGACAUCAUUGCAAAUGAGGAGACAAACGAGAAGGUGCGAGACAUAUUGGACCAGGCCAAGAAGGAAGUCGACAAACUGAUUCGCCUCGCCCACCGCGGCCGCCUCGAGUCUCAGCCUGGAAAAAGCUUGCGCGAAAGUUUCGAGGCGAGAGUGAACAAGGAACUGAACAGCGCGCGCGAACGCAGUGGAAAAGUCGCUGCAGAAAGCCUCGACGAGUCCAACAACAUCAUGGCGAUGGUGCUCGCUGGAUCGAAAGGAAGCACCAUCAACAUUUCGCAGAUCAUGGCUUGUGUCGGCCAGCAGAACGUGGAGGGGAAGCGAAUUCCCUUCGGCUUCAAUGAACGUUCUCUGCCACACUUCCACAAAUUCGAUUACUCCCCCCAAAGUCGCGGCUUCGUCGAAAACAGCUACCUCUCUGGACUAGAGCCUCAUGAACUCUUCUUCCACGCUAUGGGUGGUCGCGAAGGUAUCAUCGAUACAGCCUGCAAAACGUCCGAGACAGGGUACAUUCAGCGUCGGUUGAUGAAGGCGAUGGAAGACGUAAUGGUUUACUACGACCGAACAGUGCGGAAUUCGAUUUGCGAAGUGCUUCAGUUCCUGUACGGAGAAGACGGGAUGAGUGGCGAAUUCGUGGAGGACCAGACGGUCGAGUUGAUGACGCUCGACAACGAGAAGCUGAAGCGGCUGUACAGACAUGACGUCGACCAGGAGAGCUACGGGAAAGGGUGGCUGUCUGACGAGUUGCGAAACGAGAUUUUGACGGAUUACGAGUUGCAGCAACCUCUCGAGGAAGAGUUCGAAGCCAUCCGCGAGGACAAGAACCGUCUGUGUCGUCACAUCUUCAAGGACGGGGAGACCAAACAACACAUUCCGAUCAACAUUCUCCGCCUCCUCGAGUUUGCGAAGGCGCAGUUUCCUAGCGGGGACAGCUCGAGGAAGCAGAGCCCGAUUGAGAUCGCCCGCAAAGUGAAUGAACUGUUGAAUGAGAAACUCGUAGUGGUUAAGCAGACGACGAACGCAGACGCCAUCUCCGCAGAAGUUCAGGAAAAUGCCACCAUCUUCAUGAAGGCGCACUUGAGGACUGUCCUCAACUCCCGGCGGCUCCUCGAAAGAGAGUGCAUCGGUCCGAAGGCUCUUCAGUGGCUGCUCGGAGAAGUCGAACGCCAUUUCCACCGGGCGCUGGCGCAUGCAGGCGAGUGCGUCGGCGCCAUUGCAGCACAGUCUAUCGGAGAACCUGCGACGCAGAUGACUCUCAACACUUUCCACUUUGCCGGUGUCGGAAGCAAAAACGUGACGCUCGGUGUGCCGCGCCUCAAGGAGUUGAUCAAUGUCGCGAAGCAGGUCAAGACGCCGUCGCUUACGGUGUAUCUACAAGACGAAAUCGCGAUGGAUCAAGAACGAGCGAAAGACGUCCAGACGCACUUGGAGCACACGACGUUGGACCGCGUGACGGUCGUGUCUCAAGUGAUCUACGACCCAGAUCCCACGGAUACGAUUAUUCCGCAAGAUAGACAGUGGGUGCGGGACUACUACGAGUUUCCGGACGACGACGAACUGCCCAGCAACUUAGGCCGGUGGCUGCUGCGCAUUCAGAUGGCGAGCAAAGUGAUGAUCGACAAGAAGCUGACCAUGAAGGAGAUCGGCGAGAAGAUCUAUGCGGAGUUCCCCAACGAAGAACUCGACUGCAUCUGGACAGACGACAACAGCGACGACCUCGUUCUCCGCAUCCGGCUGAAGCAGCAGCCUGGCGAGGGCGAAGAUGAAGACAAAGACGAAGACGACGUUGCCGAAGCAGGCGACCGCUUUCUGCAGAAACUGAUGGUUCAAUGUCUCGCGGGAAUCACGCUGAGAGGCAUCACCAACAUCUCCAAAGUCUACAUGCGCGAGGAGGCGCGAACUAUCUACAACAAUCAGCUCGGCAAAUUCGAGCGUACAAACAACUGGGUGCUGGACACGGACGGCUGCAACUUGGAAGACGUCUUGCCGAUUCCAAUGGUGGACGACACGCGCACAACAUCGAACGACAUGACCGAGAUUUUUCAUGUCUUAGGAAUCGAAGCGGUGCGUCGCGCUCUUCUCCGAGAGCUGCGUGCAGUCAUUUCCUUCGACGGGAGCUACGUGAACUACCGCCAUCUAGCGAUUCUCUGCGACACCAUGACCCAGAAGGGUUACCUGAUGAGCAUCACGCGUCACGGGAUCAACCGCAUCGACAAAGGCCCGCUGAUGAAGUGUAGCUUCGAGGAAACAGUCGAGAUUCUCAUGGAGGCGGCGGUUUUUGCGGAGGCCGAUCACCUCCGGGGCGUGACGGAGAACAUCAUGAUGGGGCAGCUGUGCCCUCUAGGCACUGGCUACUUUGACGUGUUGAUCGACGAAGAGAAGCUGAAGGAUGCGUCGCACAAUUUGGACGGACUGGGGGGCGCUGGCGAGUUCGACGGCGGGGUGGGGACCUCGCCCACGUCUUCGGAUCCACUGGUGAUCACGCCUGACGGGUCGUUCACGCCGUCGCCGCACCUGAACUCGGUGUUCUCGCCUAUGCCCUUCUCCACCGUAUACUCAUCUUUUGCGGCGAGUCCUGCGAACCCUCUGUCUCCCACGACGCUCGGAACGAACGCGGGUGUAGAUACACAGCAACUGGGUGGGAAGUUCUCUCCGACGCAACAAACGCCGCGGUCGCCGACUUCUCCCCUGUCGCCUCUGUCGUGUUUCUCGCCGCGAAAUCCCCUCAGUCCUCUCUCGCCCUCCGGACCUCCCGGUGGGGUCUUCUCCCCGACGUCUCCGAUCCUCGGGAGCGCCCUCGAGACGUCCUCCCCGUCGUACUCGCCGUCGUCUCCCCAGUCAGCGUACUUCCAGAACGACGGAAGCUCGAGCGCCGUGGACAUGGUCAUUUCUCCCGGCGGUGUCGGCUCGGACGGCAGAGGCCGCGGCGGAUCCUACUCGCCGACGUCGCCCACUCUCUCUCCGUCCUACUCGCCUUCUGCCCCUCCGAGUUACUCGCCCACGUCUCCCGCCUACUCACCCACAUCGGCGCUGAGCAUCGCCUCGCCUGUCCCGGGAGUCGGCGGAGACGGUCGCACGCCUCUCAGUCCUUUCUCGCCCAGCAACAAUCCGAUGUCUCCCCACUUUUCAGCCUCUACGUCCUACUCGCCGACGUCGCCCGUUCAACAGAGCAACCCCACUUCUCCCACUUCUCCGUAUUCUCCCGCCUACUCCCCCACUUCGCCGCGCUACUCGCCCACCUCCCCCAUGUACUCCCCGACCUUCGCGCCGUACUCCCCGCAGAGCCCGAGCUACGGGGCUGGACAAGGACCUCUCUCGCCCAGCUUCACCGUCCAGUCUCCUCGCUAUUCGCCGUCUUCCCCGGCUGCGUACUCGCCGACCUCUCCCAUGCCAAACGUUGCCGGUUCGCCUUCUUAUGAAGAUUCACAUGCGCCUGGGGGAGACACGUACUCUCCAACGUCGCCCAUGUAUGAAGCAAAUGAUCCCUUCUCGCCAGAUCCGUUUGCCGCCGAGGUUGUCGACGAAGUGGGAGAUGUCGCUGCUCUGGAAAGUCCGACAGAAGAUACACUCGGCCCCAACCAAGGUCGUGGCGGAUCAGCGUAGCGUUGCAAAAUAGGCAGAAAGAUAGACAGUGAUACGGGUGUGUCACUGGAAACAAGCACGUUGAAUUUUUAUCGGACCACGGUGCAGAUGUAAAAUGCCGCUUGGGUGUGGGUCGGCCUGUGGCACGGGGUGUGAGGUUGAGUUCUGCUGUCAAUGAGCGUAGGAGGGUUGGACAAAGAAGUGGAAAAUCGCCUUUACGUCUGACUAUAAAUCAGUUCCUGGUGAAUGUCCAACGUGGCAGCUUUGCUUCAUGCGUGCAAAACGGUUCUCUCGAAGAUGUCUGCGAAUGUCUCACGCGUUCGAUCCACGGACGCAGUUAAAACUCUACCGGCACAACCUUGACAAAGCCUUUAGGCGAGGACAGC
Messenger RNA from Toxoplasma gondii ME49, 8364 nucleotides. RefSeq names its product DNA-directed RNA polymerase II RPB1 (gene POLR2A). Gene Ontology annotation, cellular component: RNA polymerase II, core complex. Gene Ontology annotation, biological process: transcription by RNA polymerase II. The transcript has 12 exons. The coding region runs from base 2321 to 7999 and encodes 1892 amino acids. NCBI's taxonomy places the organism in Eukaryota, Apicomplexa, Conoidasida, Eucoccidiorida, Sarcocystidae. The record is from RefSeq and is a predicted model, not a curated record. Gene Ontology annotation, molecular function: DNA binding.